GUACACUCGGGGCUUUCCAAGAACGUUCGCACACACGCGUGGCUAACGUUUGCACACACACACGGACGCGCGUCUUGCAACUGUCAGCGCGCGCGCAGCUCCGCAGUGCUCGUUCCGUGUUCCUCCGUCGAUGAACUAGAAUUAGUUUAUUUAUCAUUUUGUAUUUAUUCCUUGCUGUUUUUAUUGGAUAUUUUGGAUUGUUUCUACUUUGGUGUCAAAAUGACACCAAAAUCGAACAGCUGUUGCGGCAUCAGCCUGCGUCCACUAUGCUUCAUGAUUGGAUACCUGCAUCUGGCGUCAAGCGUGGUGGAUGUGGUCUGUCAUCUACUGACCGUCGCCAUUGUCACCAAUGGGUUCCAGUGUGAUGUGAACAAUGAAAGCCUCCAAGCAAUCUCCAUACCAUGGCUGGAACCCCUACUGAUAGUGCUGAAUCUGGGCACCCAUGGUUUCUACCCAUACCCUCGCGUCUUCCGCAACCAGUACCACAUCUACGUGGAACAGAUGUCCGUGGCCUCGGAACCUAAGUGCUACCCUGGAAUGCUGCAUAUCUACCUGAUAGACCUUCUUAAUUUCUUGAUAAACCUUAUCUGGUUGAGGAUUGUCGUUUCUUAUGUUGGGGCUGUACAUAAGAAAAACCCUGAACCUAUGCGUAUGUUCCUGAGCCUCUCUGUGGUAAAGCUGGUGAUGCAGGCCAUGUACUUUGGCUACCAGCCCUUCUUCUACGACGUCUACACUAUUGAAACUGUCUGGUUCUUGAAGCUCACUGAUAUUUUGAUCGCCAUAUUCUUCCUGAUAAUAGUGCAGAAGUAUACAAAAGCCUUGAGGCUAGAGACGGCAGCUACCCAGAAUAUUGAGAAACCACCAUCGUACAUCGAAUGCCUGAUCAAUGGUCAUGUCCGUCCACCAAGCUACGAAGUCAAAGAAGAAGUAGUCAUCGUAGAUGAGGAAAGAAAACAGAACAUUGAAAACGCAGAAAAGUCCUGAUUGGUCCAAAUUUAAAUUAUUUAACGGUGUAAUUCUAAUAAACGCUUGCUAUUGGCUACUAUAAACUAAGUUAAAGUAGGUAAAUGAGGAAGUAUUAAAGUCAUUGGCAUUCUUAUAUUUUUGGGGACCUAAAAAUGUUUAAUUUUAUAACAAUUUAUUGAUAAGUCCUUAAACUUGAUCUUUUCUCUGUCGUCGAGUAUUUUUUUAUGAAUAGUUUAAGUGAAAAU
Messenger RNA from Spodoptera exigua (beet armyworm), 1211 nucleotides. The record is from the annotation of a GenBank genome assembly. NCBI's taxonomy places the organism in Eukaryota, Metazoa, Arthropoda, Insecta, Lepidoptera, Noctuidae.